CCCCCCCCCCCCCCGGGCGAGAGUCACAUGACCUUGAGUUCCCUCGAUGGUCGUCUCGUGACUCGCCUCCUCUCGUGCCACACAUAUAUAUGGUGAUUCUGAAGGAGCGGCGCCUCACCCAUGGACAUGAUACAGACGGCGCUCGACACAAGUGGGGACAAGGACUGCGAGUGUGAGGACGACAAGGUUGCUCUCACGCAGCGCCUGGCCAUCGUGGAGGAAGACGGAGCCGUCCGCGAUAGCUCGUCCCCGAUUCUCGCCCAGUCUGGCUUCACCCUUCGCUCUGAUUCGGAGCACAGCGGAGCUGUGGCAUAUCGGGUGGUACAGUUCGGCACAGAUGGUGGCGUCGACGCGAUACCCCAAGGUGCAGUCCAGAACACAGUACCCAACUUGUUAACGGCCACGCAAAUGAACGGCUCUCCUAGUGACAACUCUGAGACCCGCUUAGCCCUGAUCACCUCGGGAGAUGUCCCAACUGACGGCAAUAGUGCGGUUGUGGUUUCAGGAGGACAAUUUUAUGUCAUCAGCGAUGUUCUCACCAACACCGCGCCUCGCAGCCUCACUCCGAGAACAAGCGAGAGCAUGAUGAGCCAGCGUCUGACUGGGACCACCAGGGAGGAGAAGCGGAGAGUCACACAUAAUGAGGUUGAGCGCAGAAGACGGGACAAGAUUAACAACUGGAUCUGCCGCCUAGCCAAGAUCAUCCCCGACUGCCCCGAUGCACACCCCAAGAGUGCACAGAGCAAAGGUGGCAUCCUGGCCAAGGCGUGUGACUACAUAUCUGAGCUGAGACUGCAGAAUGAGCAGCUGAUGGAGCGGCUGAAGGAGGUGCAGCGGCGAGACAUGGACUUUGAGUUGCUCAAGCAGGAGGUGGAGGUGCUCAAGAACGAGAAUGCAGCGUUGAAGAACGAGAAUGCGCUGGUGCGGUCUCAGCUGCAGCAGCAAGGCCUCCUGGCCGAGCUGCCCCCAUAACUCAGGCAAACCGCAAGGCAUGGCCAGUGGACUCGCGCCUGCAAGCACUCUGGUGGCUCCUUUGUGGAUAGAUAAUUUAUAUACAUAUAAAAAAAAAAAAAAGUAAUAAAAAAAUGAGAUAUUUGUAAAUUGUGAUACGAAAAUUAUAUUUACGUGAAAAGCCUGA
This is a messenger RNA of Penaeus monodon (black tiger shrimp), 1138 nucleotides long. Its product is annotated as upstream stimulatory factor 2-like. Lineage: Eukaryota; Metazoa; Arthropoda; Malacostraca; Decapoda; Penaeidae. Bases 121 to 972 code for a protein of 283 amino acids. The record is from RefSeq and is a predicted model, not a curated record. The transcript is spliced from 5 exons. Gene Ontology annotation, biological process: regulation of transcription by RNA polymerase II. Gene Ontology annotation, molecular function: RNA polymerase II cis-regulatory region sequence-specific DNA binding; DNA-binding transcription factor activity, RNA polymerase II-specific; protein dimerization activity.